UGGUAUUUGUUACAAUAGCAAUAUAUUAUACAUUUCCGGCACAGUACGUGCUGUGUUAGCUAGCUAGAACUUGGAUAGCUAACAUGAUUGACAACUAAUUUAAUUAAUAUGUCGUUUUUGUUGCUUGUCAGGACUUCCGGAACAUUCUAGAAAAUGCUCAGCAUGCAUAUGUGAAAUUCUACAUAGUUUCGGGAAACAUUAAGCGACUCUGAGGCCUGUCUGGGAGUGUCCAAUGUUGCGUUGUAAGCAUGGCUUCAACUUCCAGUUUUGCUCCUCCAAAGCUGGCGGACUUUAUCCUGACAGAGCGACUGGGCAGUGGCACAUAUGCUACAGUCUACAAGGCCUACAGGAAGGGGGACAACAGAGAGGUGGUAGCAGUGAAAGUGGUUGGGAAGAAGACUCUAAACAAGACUUCAACAGAAAACCUGCUCACAGAGAUUGAAAUCUUGAAAACAAUUCGUCACCCUCAUAUAGUCCAGUUGAAAGACUUUCAGUGGGAUGCUGAGAACAUUUAUUUGAUCCUGGAGUGGUGCUCUGGUGGAGAUCUCUCCCGCUUCAUUCGCAGUCGCAGGAUUUUACCUGAAAGCGUGGCCAGACGUUUCCUGCAGCAGAUAGCCUGCGCCCUCCAAUUUCUUCAUGAGCGAAAUAUCUCACACCUGGAUUUGAAGCCUCAGAAUAUUCUGCUCAGUGGCUCUGUCCUCAAGUUAGCAGAUUUUGGUUUUGCACAGUACAUGUCACCGUGGGAUGAGCAGAGUGCACUGAGAGGUUCUCCUCUUUACAUGGCUCCUGAGAUGGUGUGCAGACGCCAGUAUGACUCCAGGGUGGAUCUCUGGUCUGUGGGAGUCAUUCUAUAUGAGGCAUUGUUUGGACGAGCACCAUUUGCAUCUAAGUCAUAUGCUGAAUUGGAGGACAAGAUUCGGAGUAACCAGCCUAUUGAGCUCCCUCCUGGGGCCAGGGUUUCCAAGGACUGCAGGGACCUUCUGCUGCGGCUGCUUGAGCGAAAUCCAGAUGCCCGGAUCACCUUUGCAGAGUUCUUCACCCAUCCUUUUUUGGAUUUGGAGCACAUGCCGAGUGCAGACAGUAUAGUGAAAGCAAAGGAGCUGGUACUUCAGGCCGUUCAGAAGGACCAGGAAGGGGAGAGGUCUGCUGCUCUUUCUUUUUAUUGCAGUGCCCUUGAGCACUUUGUCCCCGCUAUUCACUAUGAGGCCGACCAAAAACGUAAAGAUGCCCUCAGGCAGAAGGUCAAACAGUACGUAUCCAGAGCUGAGGAGCUGAAAGCCCUGCUAACUUCAGACAACAGGCGGAGAUUUGAGGAGGCCCGAACAUCCAGAGAUGUUCUCCGAGAAAUGUCUCAAGACCAACCUCGACUGCUUGCUGCCCUGGAGCUGGCCUCCAUCGCCAUUGCUAAGGAGGAAGGCGGCUCAGAUGACCAUGAGGCCCUGGAUUUGUACCAACAAUGCUUAGGGGAGUUACUGUUGGCGCUGGCAGCUGAGCCUCAGGGCCGCAGGAAGGAGCUGCUCCACAGUGAGAUAAAAAGCCUCAUGACGAGAGCUGAAUACCUCAAAAAGCACAUUAAGAUGCAGGAGACUCAGAUGGAUGUGUCUCUGGAUCGAGAAUCUCUCGCAGAUUCUGUCAGAAGCUCCUGCUGUUUGCAGUGAGUGGGGCGGCCACCAUGAGAAGCCUGGAGUGUCCCACAGCCUCUGUCAGUGUUCAGGUUGGACACAGAGCUCUCACCUCACGGGCCCUAUGUGGGGCCCAAAAUCACACCACAUCCUAACCAACUGAGUACACAGUCUGGGUGGGAUGUUGCACUUGCCAGCCAAAUGUGGUCUGUGUUUUGGCUGUUGGUGGAAAGUUUUUCUAUUAGAUGAAUUGGCAGGUAAAGAGCUUUAGUUUAUUAUUUUUCAGGGAAGGAAAAAAAGAGUUUGCUGGUAAAAUGCUGAAAGUAGCUCUUGAAUUUUAGAUUUGGACACUGGUGAAUGUGAAAGUUCCCGGCUCUGUAAACGGCAUUGUUUGGAGGGCUUAGCCUUGAUCUCCUCCUCCCGACAUACCAUUGAUAUGUAAAUGCUGGACAGCUUGUAUGACAAUACCACACUGUCAUGGUAAAUGAGUUAAACUGAGACUGCUGCAUUUUAGUGGAGCACAGGGCAACAACAGUAUGUCCAGAAUGCUUCCAAACUGCGAAAACUGUAAAUAAAAUCAAAUGUGAACAAAACUCAUAGCAGUUUAUAACUGUGUUAAUAUUGUCUAUUGAGGCCUGUGCUGAAAUUAUAUUUAAGUGUAAGACCCCUCUAAUCCCCCAAUCUCCUCCACUGCCUUUACUGUGGGUCCACCACAGGCUCACCAUGCCCUCUCUGCUGAUGGAGUCCUCACCACCAUUAGAGGAGCGUGACUUCUGCCUUAUUUACACUGGUCUUAGGUUUGGCAUUGGCUCUAUCUGAGGGGCGCUCUGAGUCAUCAUGCUCAUCCAAAACCUUUAUAACAAGGCUGCUGUGAACAUGUAGAAAACGGUAAGUUAGUGGCAUGCUGCUGUAGGGUUGUAGUUACUUCAUUUCAGAUAAAAUGCUGGGAUUUUCCAAAAGGGAGCUUUAUUUUGAGGACAGAGCUUGAAGGCAACUUGCACCUGAAACAUGGAUCAAAUGAGAAAAUUCUAUCUGCUGGAAAGAAUUACACUUGCUGUAUUGUUUGUUUUUUUUUAUUUUAAGUUGACAAAUGUUUUAUAAUGUAUAAUGUAAGGGACAAAACAGAUGUCAAAUUUAAUAGAAAAUAA
This is a messenger RNA of Melanotaenia boesemani (Boeseman's rainbowfish), 2770 nucleotides long. RefSeq names its product unc-51 like kinase 3 (gene ulk3). Gene Ontology annotation, biological process: autophagosome organization; autophagy; protein autophosphorylation. NCBI's taxonomy places the organism in Eukaryota, Metazoa, Chordata, Actinopteri, Atheriniformes, Melanotaeniidae. The record is from RefSeq and is a predicted model, not a curated record. The transcript has 17 exons. Gene Ontology annotation, molecular function: ATP binding; protein serine/threonine kinase activity. Gene Ontology annotation, cellular component: cytoplasm; autophagosome. Bases 249 to 1658 code for a protein of 469 amino acids.